AUGGGCAGGAGCAUAAUAACGCUAGACGACUUGACCGUGAACAAUAUCGGGACUUUCAAAAAACUUCUUCAGGUGACGCUUCCCACAAGUUACCCAGAGACCUGGUACAACGAUUCUUUCAACAAUGAUCAAAUAGUCAAAUUGGCUUUCUACAGUGAACUCCCAGUGGGUCAGAUCAGAGGAAAGUUGAUGCAUUCUUCACACAAUAUCCCAAAUUUUGAAUCUGCCAACACUAGCCAGUUACCAUCGAACAGCAUUCCCAACGCAAUUUAUAUCGAAUCCUUCUCGGUUCUUGAGGCAUACAGGCAAUUGGGCAUAGGCUCGAAAUUGCUUGAAUGGAUAAUCGAGCAGGCCAAGGAAAAAUUUAUUCACGAAAUCUUCUUGCAUGUGCAUGUUGUGAACAAGAGUGCCAUUGAAUGGUACGAAAAGAAAGGUUUCAAACGCUCGUCUGACGUUGUCAAGGACUACUACAAACAACAAGGCUUGAACGAGCCUGAUGCAGUGAUACUCACCUUGUCCGUUUAG
Molecule: messenger RNA, 525 nt
Organism: Candidozyma pseudohaemuli
Lineage: Eukaryota; Fungi; Ascomycota; Pichiomycetes; Serinales; Metschnikowiaceae
Gene: NAT5
Product: peptide alpha-N-acetyltransferase subunit
Exons: 1
Coding region: 1-525 (174 amino acids)
Biological process (GO): mitotic sister chromatid cohesion
Cellular component (GO): NatA complex
Molecular function (GO): acyltransferase activity, transferring groups other than amino-acyl groups
Source: RefSeq, a predicted model, not a curated record